AUGGCUCGGAGCCGGCAGUCGAUGGGAGUAGGGUUCUUCGACGACGAGGAUGGGGAUGUGUCGUUCGGGGAUGGGACGUCAUCGGUGGGGGAAAUGUUCGGGAAUGGCGGCUGCGGGAAGACAGUGGCGUCGGGAUCGUCGGAUGGGGACGGACGCAUGGUCGAUGACGGCAAUAUCCAGGAGGCCGAGUCCUCCCUCCGUGAGGGCCUCUCCCUUAAUUAUGAGGUCCUGCCCAGUCUGUCUUCUCUCCCUUUCUCUAUUACUUCUUUCAGUCCUCGCACACAUUUUGGUUUUCUCUUUGGCAUCGAUUCCUGAAGAAGAGUUAGUAAUUCUGCGUAUUGAAGGGAUUUUGUAGUUCUACUUGUGGUACUUUUUCUCCACGAAUGCAUGGUGAAUGAUCGUGUGGGAUGCCUUUCAAAUCUGUGUACGAAGUCUGCAUUUUCGCACAAUAGAUCGUUCUAAUCUGGCUUGUUUUCGAAACAGUAUCACUGUUCUGCACAAGAGGUUUACGUCAAAAUAGGAUGCCCUCAUUCUCUGGUAUUCUCCCGGGGACCAGUUUGGAUGGGCUACGCAGAAUCUGCCUAGCCUCCAUCUUCAUGUUAAUGGCUUAUUUUGUGCACAAUCUGAGAUCAGCUGUAGUUAACUCUUAGCUAUUUUUAGGCUUUCAGUUGUCUUGGGAGACGAGAAAAGAGGAUUUAUCUGGUUUUCUGUUCACUGUUUCUCCUCUAGCAGGUCUGUAUGAAAUUCAUAACAUUUUGUUAGAAAGUAGAAACAUGAUGAUCUUCUCUUCUGGUUGCAUGGAAUUAAGUACGUUUGCAUCUUUUGAGAAUGUGGAGACACUAAUUUUGUGAUCUCCUUUGCCUAUCAUUCUCAGGAAAUAAAGCUGCAAUCUAAUUAUGAGAGAUGUGCGUGCAUUCUUUCUCUUACAUCACUCUAGUUUGAUGGAAGAAGCGUACAAAGUUUACAAGAUAUCACCAGUUGAGGCUUUUAGUUCUUGAAAAUUCUUUCCGUCUCAGCCAGAUUACUUGGUUGAAGUUCAGCUUUGCUCCAAGAUUUGUCACUUUUGAGACAUUUGGGGGAUGUCUGAAGAUUGAGACUGCAGUAACUAGAGGCAAAGUCUUCUUUUGUGGGCUUCUUAGCUUAAAUGCAGUGCGUAGAUUUUGGCUGCUGAAAAUUUGGAAUCGUUAUAUUGGGACAUAAGCAGAUCCAAUUGAAUAAUUUUUGGGUUAAAGUAGAUUCAUAGUAGGUUAUAUGUAAAUUUAUAGUAUCUUAUUGACUUGAUUGUUGGGGAAAGUUUUUAAGGGUAGCUUAUCUCAUAGCUCGUAUCAGGGUUUUAGUAACUAGCAGAAAAUUCUUUUCGAGUUCUAAUUGAAUAUUUUUAUUAGAUGAGAGGGGAUAGUUCGUAAAUACUACCCUCCCUUUGGAGGUACUCCUUUCAAAGUGCUAUAAAUACUCGAGAUAUUUGAGAUAUGACUGCAAGAUAUCUCUUCCUCCCUCUCUGUGUGUGCCGAAACCCACCUCUCUUCCCAACCUCCUCCCCGGGUUGCCCUCCCAACUGGCAACACCGGCACCACCGUGAUCACACUUUCAGGUUUAAUGCUUUGUAAGGAGAACCUUUCUGAGCCGCUGACUUAAGACGUCAGCAAUACCAUAUUUAUUGUCACCGUUUUGUUCCCUUUCCUAGUUUUCUUUUAAUAUCACAAAUGAAUAGACCUACGUACAUCUAAAUGUACCGGGAAGCAACAUUAAAUUAAAAAAAUAUAUUGAAAGGUUUUAUACAUCUCAAAUAGUAUAUGCGUUUCUCCAAAACCAUCUAUGUUUAACUUGAUCAUGAACUGUCAAGGUAAAAUUAUUUAAAUGAUAUUGUGAUUUCAUGAUAGUUAAUUUCGUUAUCAAAUAAGCUUUUUCUCUCUUAGAUGACUUGGUUAAAUUACAUUUUCCCUGGCAUUCAUAUUGCUAAAUGGGAUUGAUGAACAACUCUUGCCAGUUGGUUUUCUACUUUACACUUUUAUGUUCUAACUAGCUGUUAUCACUUAUAAAUACUUCAAUUUAUUGCAGGAGGCAAGAGCUCUACUAGGGAGGCUAGAGUAUCAGAGGGGCAAUGUGGAAGCUGCUCUUCGAGUCUUUGAUGGGAUAGACCUUCAAGCUGCUGUACAACGCUUGCAAUCUACCUUUUCUGAAAAGCAACAAUCUAGAAGAAGUCGAUCCCGCAGUGAUUCUCAGCAUUUAGUCUCACAGCAUGCUGCAAGCCUCGUUCUUGAAGCCAUUUAUCUGAAGUCCUUAUCUCUUCAAAAACUUGGAAAAGUCACUGGUAAGAGCUAUUUGAAGCUGGAUGUCCUUUUAAUUAAGUUAGUCUAUAAGAUUUAGUUACUGACGUCUAGGGUGCCCUUUUUUUGCAGAGGCUGCUCAAGAAUGUAAGAGCGUUCUUGAUGCUGUUGAGAAGAUAUUCCAGCAUGGGAUUCCUGAUGUGUUGGUGGACAAUAAGCUGCAAGAAACAGUUAGUAGGGCUGUAGAGCUCCUUCCAGAACUUUGGAAGCAGGCCGGACACUAUCAAGAAGCUAUGUCUUCUUAUAGACGCGCUCUGCUCAGUCAGUGGAAUCUAAACAAUGAGUGCUGUGCAAGGAUACAGAAAAGGUUUGCCGUGUUUUUGUUGUAUGGUGGUGUAGAAGCUGGUCCGCCAAGUUUGGCUGCUCAGAUAGAUGGUUGCUUUGUGCCAAAGAAUAAUCUUGAAGAGGCAAUUCUGCUUCUGUUGAUAUUGUUAAGGAAAUGGUACCUUGGUAAGAUGGAAUGGGAUCCGUCGGUUAUGGAGCAUUUCACCUUUGCAUUGUCUAUAUGUGGUCAGACUUCGAUAUUAGCGAGGCACUUUGAAGAAGUCUUGCCUGGCAUAUAUUCACGUACUGAAAGGUGGAAUAAUUUGGCUCUCUGCUACAGUGGUUGUGGACAGAACAAAACUGCCUUGAAUUUGCUGAGAAAGUCUUUAAACAGACAUGAGAGUCCUGAUGAUCUUCUGGCAUUGCUGUUAGCUGCCAAAAUCUGUAGCAAAGACAGUCUUCUGGCAGCCGAGGGCGUUGAAUAUGCACGGAGGGCUGUUGCGACUUCUCAAGACGCGGAUGGAUAUCUCAAGGGUGUCGGUCUUCACUACUUGGGACUUUGCCUGGGCAAGCAAGCUAAGCAUUCCUCUUCAGAUCAGGAAAGGUCCCGCUUGCAGGCAGAGGCGUUGAAAUCGCUUGAUGAGGCAAAUGGGCUGGAAAAUCGUGACCCUGAGUUGCUUUUUGUCAUGGCUCUUGAAUAUGCUGACAUCCGGAAUAUGAAUGCUGCACUUCGAUGUGCUAAAGAUUAUAUUGAUGCGACUGGUGGAUCCGUACUGAAAGGGUGGAGAUUGAUUGCUCUUAUUUUGUCUGCUCAACAGAGAUACUCUGAGGCUGAAGUUGUUACUGAUGCUGCACUGGAUGAGACCGCAAAGUGGGAACAAGGACCAUUGUUAAGAAUCAAAGCUAAAUUAAAAGUUGCUCAGUCUUUACCCAUGGAAGCCGUGGAGACAUACCGAUUCCUUCUGGCUCUUGUUCAGGCUCAGAGGAAGACUUUUGGUUCCUUCAGGAACAGUUUCCAGGUAGCUUCACUUUAGCUGCUCCCUAAGCGUAUGAACCUAAUCACGUAUAACAAGGAAGAACGAGUCUUAAAUACUGCGAGAGAUGUUUUAUUGCUAUGGGCUUUCGUUGAAUUUCAUUAUUUUCCAUCUGAUCUUCUCUGCUGAUGCAAUACCCUCACAAAUGUACUCAAUUGGUGAUGAAAAUGUUAUCUUUAUUCAACUGUUUCUUGCUGUGAACUAUGCUUCGCCGUAUAUAUCAACCCAGAACUUGUGAAGUCGCUUCAAAUAUCUGGAAGCUACAGUUCAGUCUGUAUGCCUCAGAUUGAACUGUAGCUUUAAGAAGGCAGGCUGGCACUGUAGUCUACUGUUUGCAGAAUGCUGUUUAUACAUCCAUAAUCUUUGGAUAUUGCUGGAUCAUCUUUACUAGGAUGAACUUUGUUAUUCAUUAUAGCAUCCUUACCUUGAUUCCAUGAUCCCAGAUCUUUCCACCUUAGUGGAAAUUUUCAAAAUAAUCCUUGGAAAUUUUAAGAAACAGUUGACUUUUUGUUGAAGGCAUGCAUGUUAGGGUAGAUGGUAAUGGGAUUUUAAGUUGGAGAAAUAUCCACCCACGUCCUCAGCAUGGUUUGCCGACACACCUACCCCUUCAAAUAGAGCUGCUGUACGGAGCCCUCUCUUUAGCGGCCUAGCAAACUACUCUGUUCUGGAAUGAUAAAUAAUAAUAAUAAUAUAUAUAUUUGAUGAGGUUAUUAAUUAAUCUUGGGCUGAUCAGAAUAGAGAGAAAGUGAAGGAUAGAUUUAGUUGAAACUUCGUUUCACAGUCCGAUGAAAUUACUCACAUACAAAAUACUAACCUCUUUCACAAGGGCCCAUACUGCGUGAGUUGCUUUACGCCCUUCUUAUAAUAUACGUCACCUGCAUCAUCUUGAUACUAGUGAGGCCAAGAAAUAUAGUCCUGAUUUUUUAUUUAUUUUGAAAUUAUUUUCAAAAAAUCAGUGACUAAAUUGGUCAACUUUUAAAAUCCUGAUUUUUCUCCUCUCUCUCUCUCGCUCUUAUUUUUUAUUUUAUUUUUAUUUUUUUAGUUUGAGGAUGACAAGGUCAGCGAGUUUGAAGCUUGGUUGGGCCUGGCAGACUUGUACUCCAGCCUGUCGUAUUGGAAGGAUGCUGAGAUAUGCCUGGAAAAGGCAAGGGCACUGCAACCUUAUUCUGCUGCUGCACUGCAUGCUGAAGGUAUCUUUCUUGUCAAUCCCAUGGGAAUUCGAACAUUUAUAUUAUUUUGAUGGAAUCUAUUUGUCCUAGUAGAAGAACAGCAAUCAGAUAUCUGCUCAAUAUCCAGUUAUCUGAUCCGAAUUUAGAUCACAUCAUAAUAUAGAAAGAAAGCUUUCUCUGCAUCUUAUUAUCAUCAAAGCUAUUCUAAAUUUCUGGUCUAGUCUUUCAAGGCACCUUAUCUAUACUGCCUGCACUAAGACAAGACCGUAGAAACAUGCCAAGAGUGGAAACAGUAGAGAUAGAGAGAGAAAGAAAGCCACCCUACCCCCUUCUCCCAUCCUCUUACGUAUCUUCCUUGCUUGAUCACCAAUUACAUUGAAACCAGAAAAAGAUUAGCCACCUUAGAAAAAAACGACAGAGGGUAGGCAGCAGAGAGAAAGAAAGAAAGGAGAGAAUCACCCUCUCUCUCUCUCUCUCUCUCUUUCACACACACACAAGCUAAUAACUCUUUAUGUUUUGUGCUGGGGGGGGUGGGGGGGUUAUGGGCAGGUUCGGUGCUGGAGGCCCGGGGGCGGGCGUUGGAGGCGCUGGGGGCGUACGCGAACGGGGUGUCGGCGGAGGCGGAGCACGUGGGGUGCAAAGUGUCGGCGGGGGCGCUGCUGAGGAAGGCGGCGGGGUCGGAGUGGGAGUCCCUGGCGGUGGCCCGGAGCUUCCUGUGCGACGCGCUGCGGCUGCACCCUGCCAGCGGCGCCGCCUGGUUUAACCUCGGCCUCCUCCACAAGCAGGACGGCCGCCCUGCCGACGCUGCCGACUGCUUCCAGGCUGCCUCCGCCCUCGACGACUCUCACCCCCUCGAGCCCUUCAACAAUCUACUCCCCUCCUCCUGA
Molecule: messenger RNA, 5681 nt
Organism: Spirodela intermedia
Lineage: Eukaryota; Viridiplantae; Streptophyta; Magnoliopsida; Alismatales; Araceae
Source: the annotation of a GenBank genome assembly